This is a messenger RNA of Magallana angulata, 1021 nucleotides long. RefSeq lists its product as uncharacterized. The transcript is spliced from 5 exons. NCBI's taxonomy places the organism in Eukaryota, Metazoa, Mollusca, Bivalvia, Ostreida, Ostreidae. Bases 152 to 634 code for a protein of 160 amino acids. The record is from RefSeq and is a predicted model, not a curated record.
ACACGCCGUCGCGCUAACACAACUUUGCACAACACGCCGUCGCGCUAACGCAACUUUGCAAGUUUCACAGUCUAUUAGGAAGUCGUGUCCGGAAAUAUAAGACUGCGCAUGCUGAUUGCAAUUAACGUGUUCAUCUCUUUUAAAAUGCAGAAUGAACCCAAUGGGAUAUUCGUCUUUGACAGAAGGCAAUCACAGGGAAGACGUUACUCGAGAAGACCUCAUUCGAGACUAUUUCUACGGUGGGUACACAAAUCUAGAGAUUUGUGGUAUCCUGCUUUUACGACAUGAAAUAGUUAUCAGUAUAAGACAUCUGAAAAGAAUAUUGGCGAUGAUGGGACUAAGAAGACGAAUGCUGCAAAACACUGUUGAGGCAUCUUAUGCUAUCAUGGAGGAAUUAAAUGGAAGUGGUUCUUCUCUUGGAUGUCGUGGACUACAGCGUCGUCUUUUGUCACAUGGACUCGUGGUUUCAAGAGAACAGGUUUUGGCCAUUCAAAAGGAACUGGACCCUAUUGGUGUUUUGGAAAGAAAACAGAGGCGUCUAAAGAGAAGAGUAUAUCAUAACAAAGGCCCUAAUUAUCUAUUGCAUGUCGAUGGAUAUGAUAAGCUUAAAAGAUUCGGUUUCGCAAUUCAUUGAUGUGUUUGCGGGUAUAUACAUGUAUGUGUUGCUGUGUCAGUUAUGUAAUAUAUAUACGUAGUCAAAUGAUAAUUUAAUAUAUGUAAAUGAAACAGUUUUAUGCCCAGAAAUUAUGUCUUUAAACUUCUUCACAACUGAAACAUGUCUUGCAGUCUAUGUAUAAUUUUUUUUAAAAGUUAGAUUAGGGUCACAUGUAUUAUGGGUUCAUUGUCAAGGUCAAAGAUCGCUUUUGCCCAAAUAUGAUUUGGCUACAUAUUAAACCAGUUAAUUGGAGAGUAUUUCUCAAACACACAUUGUUUAUACUUUAAGGAAAAACCCUCUCUCUGACAAAAUCUGAUAUAUUCAUAAUGGUUUGAUUAUUUGAAAUAAUUCAGUUUCAUAAAAAGA